CGCGCUCGACCCCUCAGCCCGGCGGCGGCGUCCCCACCCCGUCCCCGGCGUCCCACCGCGAUGGCGUCGCAGGAGCUCAUCGUCCUCGCGCUCUCGUGCGGGAUGACCGCCGCGGACCUCGCGGCGACGCUCGAGAAGCUCAAAGAGAGCUCCAAAUCCAUCGGCGCGCACAAGAGAAGGCAGCUGUACUGGGACGCGUACACGAAGCUCGCGUCCAAGGCGAACAAUCUCGCGGACGGGACGUACGCGUUCUUGAAGUACAGCGCGGACGUGAACGCGGACUCGCCCGAGGGCGUCAUCGAGGUCGUCGAGCUCACGAAGCGUCAGAGAGGACUGGUGUCCGGGGGAUCGGUCGACGUGAUGGGGCCAAAGUUCAAGCCUCCGGAGGACCCGUCGUCGAAGACGGUGUUGUACGCGUGGAGCGAGGAAGGCAAGGCGCAGGCGGCGUGGGAUGACCUCAUGCACGGCGAGCCGGUGAUUUACAUCACCCCGGAGUCCGUGUGGGUCGGGACGAGGCACAAGAGGGCGUUGUGUAAGAACGUCGGGUCGCCGCUGAAGACGGCGAAGGACGUGGAGAAGUUCGUGGGCGAGUUGAAACCGGACGCGCCGUUGAAGUCGGUGUCGUUCGUCGGGAACGACCCUCCGACGGUGAACGACUACAACGUCGUCCUCGCGGGCGCGUUCAAGCUCGACGCGCCGCUGCCGGAGAGCGUCGGGCACGUGAACACGACGUCGGUGACGGAAAUUUACGAUUACUUCACAGAGCGCAAAAACGGAAACUUGAUCGUCGAGGCGAACCGGAUGAUAUCGUCGAUGCUCGCGGACAUCGGGAAAGGGCUCACGCCGCUGAUUUACGCCUCGAGCACGAAGGAAGCUGCGGUGGCGUACAAGUCCGCGCUGAUGAAGAGGGUGUUCGUGCACGAGAGCAUGGGGAAGUUUAUAAAAGUCGCCACCGCGGACGGCAGCGUCGAGUUGAACGUGAUUCGCGGGAGCGACGACUCGAAGUUCGGGCUGUUCGGCGAGUACGGGAAGAUCGUGUUCGAGUGUUUCUAUCGCGUCGACCUCGCGACGAUGGGCGCGUGAGAGAGAGAGAAAGAGAGAGAGAGAGAGAGAGAGAGAGUAGCGUGCGAUGUCGUAGUCCGUUGAGAAGAGCGUUUUCGUACAGCUUGUGUCUAUAGACAGGAGCUUCGCUCCAGUCUGCUAGACACUGUCUUCAUCUU
Molecule: messenger RNA, 1220 nt
Organism: Micromonas pusilla CCMP1545
Lineage: Eukaryota; Viridiplantae; Chlorophyta; Mamiellophyceae; Mamiellales; Mamiellaceae
Exons: 1
Coding region: 61-1083 (340 amino acids)
Source: RefSeq, a predicted model, not a curated record